AUGAAGACAGUUCUCUGGGCCUUGGGACUGGGGACCCUUCUCUUCACUCUCAGGGCAGUCCCCAUUGGCGGACCAGGCGACCUGAGGCUGGCGUACAGACACAGUUCCUGCGACGGAGUGGUGCUGGUCCGCCACAAGGAGCAGUGGGGACAUGUGUGCAACCAGGAGUGGACGUUGGCGGAGGCAUCUGUGGUCUGCAGGCAGCUGGGCUGUGGACAUGCUGUGGGUGCCCCCAAGUACGUCCCGUUGCCCGGGGAGAUGGUGCGGCCCUGGCUCCACAAUGUAUCCUGCAGGGGUGAUGAGCUUUCCUUCUGGGAGUGCAGCCUCGGGGCUUGGACUCGGAGCGAGUGCCCUCACGAGUGGGUGGUGGUUGCUCUGUGUGCAAAUGGCACCUUCCGGGAGAUCCGGCUGGUAAAGGGCCGCAGCCCCUGCUCUGGACUCCCCGAGAUCAGGAAUGUGAAUGGGGUGGAUCGCCUCUGCGGCCUGCAUGAGGAGGAGGCCACGGUGUUCUGCCAGGAGCUGGGGUGUGGGCCUGUGCUUCAGGCCCCCCGCCAAGACGUGGGGGUUGUCAGGAAGUACCUGACGUGCAGGGGUACUGAGCCCACCAUCCGGAACUGCAGACUCAACAAUAAUCUCCGCAGUGGUUGUGACUUCCAGCAGGACGCGGAGGUCGUCUGCUCAGGACACAUAGAAGCCCGGUUGGAGGGCGGUGAGCACCCCUGUGCCGGGCGUCUGGAAGUGAGGCGUGGCCUGACCUGGGGCACUGUCUGUGACGCUGACCUGGACCAGGCAACGGCUCACGUUAUGUGCCGGGAGCUGCAGUGCGGCUCGGCUGUGUCCACUCCCGGGAGCGCCCACUUCGGCCGGGGUUCUGGGCCUGUGUGGACACAGGCCUUCCAUUGUGCAGGCAAUGAGUCUCUGCUGUUCCACUGCCCCCAGGGGCCUGGGCACCAGUGUGGGCACCGCCAGGAUGCCGGGCUCAGGUGCUCAGAGUUCCGGCUGGUUAACGGCAGCAGCAGCUGUGAGGGGCGCGUGGAGCUCCAAGUGCAGGGGGCCUGGGCACCCCUCUGUGCUGCCCACUGGGACUUAGCAGAUGCCACCGUCCUCUGCCACCAGCUCAACUGCGGUAGUGCGGAGGCCACACCCCGAGGAGGCCACUUUGGGAACGGGGACGCUCCCAUCUGGCCUGAUGUGUUUCACUGUGUGGGGACAGAACCCUAUUUGUGGAAUUGCCCAGUAAGCACCCUGGGGGCCGGGGCCUGUGCGCCGGGAAACGCGGCUGCAGCGGUCUGCUCAGGUCUCCUCCACGCCCUGCGGCUGAGGGACGGACAGAGCCGCUGCGAUGGCCGCGCGGAGGUCUCCCUGGACGGGGUGUGGGGCCGCGUCCUGGACGACGCGUGGGACCUGAGCGGCGCCCGCGUGGUGUGCAGGCAGCUGGGGUGCGGACAGGCUGACCGGGCCUACGACGCGCCUGCGCCCAGGCGCGGGGCGGUCCCGGUGGGGCUGAGCCGCGCGCGCUGUCGGGGCACCGAGAACCGCCUGACCCAGUGCAACGUGUCCGCAUCCCCGCUGGUACCCUCGGGGGCCUCGCGGGACGCGGGCGUCGUGUGCUCGGGUGAGUGAGUGCCCGCGCCGCCCGCCCAUAGCCCGCGGGCCGGCUGCCCUGACGCCGCGUGUCUCCGCAGGGAGCCGGCGGGUGCGGCUGGCCGCCGGGCCCCACCGCUGUGCGGGGCGGUGGAGGUGCUGCACGGGGGCACGUGGGGCACCGUGUGUGACGAUGGCUGGGACCUGCGGGACGCCCACGUGGUCUGCCGGCAGCUGGGCUGCGGCCAAGCCCUCCGCGCCCUGGGGGCCGCGCCCUUCGGUGCGGGGUCGGGGCGCAUCUGGAUGGACCAGCUGGGCUGCAGCGGCCACGAGUCUGCGCUGUGGCAGUGCCCGUCAGGGGGCUGGGGCCAGCAGGACUGCGGGCACAAGGAGGACGCCGGCGUCAUCUGCUCAGGGUCAGUGGCUCUGAGGCUGCGAGGUGGCAUCCACCACUGUGCUGGGUGGCUGGAUGUGUUCUACAAUGGGACGUGGGGCGCUGUGUGCAGUAAUGCCCUUAAGGACAUCUCCUUGUCCAUCAUCUGCAAGCAGCUUGUGUGGGGAGCAAGGCUGGCUAGAGAACAGGCCCGUCCACACUGGCUCGGGCACCUCCUGGGUGGACAACAUCGAGUGCCGCAGGCUGAGAAACUCCACGCUAUGGCAGUGCCCCUCGGCACCAUGGUACCCACAUUCCUGCACCCCUGGAGAGGAGGAUUGUCAGAGAAAAUGGCACAGGAUUCCGGGGAGACCCUCAACUGCUCAUCCACCCACAGCUGCCCAGAAGAGGGUAUGCUGCGUGUGCGUGGGGGCAAGGACAACUGCUCUGGCCGCGUGGAGCUCUGGCAUGCUGGCUUCUGGGGCACCAUCUGUGAUGAUUCCUGGGACUUGGCAGAUGCAGAGGUUGUGUGCCGCCAGCUGGGCUGUGGCCCGGCUGUGGGUGCCCUUGUGGGGGCCGCCUUCGGGCCAGGCUCGGGGCCUGUGUGGCUGGAUGAGGUGGGGUGCCGUGGCAGCGAGGCAUCCCUAUGGAGCUGUCCUGCAGAGCCAUGGGGACUCGGAGACUGUGGGCACAAGGAGGAUGCGGGUGUGCACUGCUCCCGUGAGUGGGCAGGGGGUAGCGGGACAGGCGGGGUGGGAGGGUUUGUUGGGGGCUGGGGAGGGGUUACCAGAAGGGUUCCUCCGACUAUCCCCACAGAACCUGGCUUCCUCUGGCUGCCUCUGUGGCUGUCCCAUGACAUGUUGGCUCAGGCUGAGUGGGGCUGGGACACUUCCCUGAGGGUCUGA
Mirounga angustirostris (Northern elephant seal) is the source of this 2862-nucleotide messenger RNA. It is a transcript of the gene SCART1, whose product is annotated as scavenger receptor family member expressed on T cells 1. The record is from RefSeq and is a predicted model, not a curated record. NCBI's taxonomy places the organism in Eukaryota, Metazoa, Chordata, Mammalia, Carnivora, Phocidae. Gene Ontology annotation, cellular component: membrane.